CUGAUAUAUAUGUAAUUGUUUGAAAUUGUUUUAAAUGUAUAUGUACUUUUUUUAUGAUUUUAUGGAAAAUCCUUAGAUUUCCGCUGAAGUGAUUCAAAUUCACAAUGAACAAGGAGUCUAACUUACAUAAACGAGAAAGUAUGGGGGAUCAAAAUGGCGACAUUGCCGGUCAAUCAACUUCGGGUGACACGACAACACUGAUCAACACCAAUGUGGAAMAGUUGCCGUUUAACAAAACGUUUGUCUUACUUUGCACACAUUUGAAUGCAGCCCUAUACUCUGUGUGUUUCUGGAUACAGCUUGGAGUUUUGCCGUAUUUGUCCAAAAAGCUUGGUGCAGACCCUGUAGUAUUUGGUUACCUACAAACAACAUUUGCCAUUGUACAGCUCUGUGGGGGGCCAAUCUUUGGAAGAUUUGGGGAUGUGUUCGGUAGUCGAGCUGCGCUUGCCUUGGCAUUUUUUGCUUCAGCAUUAAGCUACGGUAUCCUUGGCAUGUCAACUUCUGUAACAAUGCUCUUCUUCUCAAGAUUACCUUCAAUWUUUAUGCAUUCAAUGCAAGGGUCUCAGAUGAUUGUUACAGACAUAUCAACUGAUACAGAACGUUCUGGCGCUCUUGGUAAACUAGGCGUGUCAUAUGCUAUUGGUAUGGUAAUAGGCCCCUUUCUUGGAGGUAUACUCACCAAGCAAUAUGGAUUGCAGUUUGCUGCAAUGUGCUCAUGCGUGUUGUCAUGCUGUAGUGUUGCUAUGGUAAUGCUGUUGCUACCAAGGAAUACUAAAGUGCACAGUCAYAAGGAAGUUCACACAGAAUCUUCUAAAUCAAAAGAAAGUGUAUUUGACUUUAGAAAAAUUCUAGCAAUGCUCAACAACCAUACAGUUUUAUACCUGGUUAUACUGAAAAUAACUUCAGCAAUUCCAUUUGGAAUCUUUCAAUCCAUGUUUGCCAUUGUUUCAAUGAAUUAUUUCAAGCUGGACCCACAGCAUAAUGGCUUUGUUCUAUCAUACGCCGGUACUCUAUCCAUUCUUGUUCAAGGGUUAGGUGUUGGUUAUUUAACAAAGAGGUUCAACGAAACAGAUCUUUUAAAGUGUUCUAUAGUAGCCAUUGCCUUUGCAUAUGCACUAAUGUUCAUGGUUACAGAUAUUUACCAGUUCUGUGCUGUUUUGGUUCCCUUGGUAACAGGAGGCACUAUUCUCACCRUAGUAACCACAUCAGCACUGACAAAAGCUGUCAAUAUCAAAGACACAGGYGURGUUUUGGGRCUUUCAAUGGCMUGYAACUCUCUAGUAAGAAGUCUUUCACCAACCCUAGGUGGAUAUCUCUUCAAAAUGUAUGGCUGGCCCAUAUUUGGAUUGUUUGGGUUCRUUGUAAAUUCUGCAAUAGCUAUUUAUUUGUUUAUAUUUGGAAGAGAAAACCUUCGUGGCCCUGAUAGAGAAUGUAUAAAUAAGUUUUAAAACUACAAAAUUGAGAGAAAUGACAAAUAUGUGUAUGUUAGUAUUGGAUCAUGUGAAAGUUUUAAAAAGUCUUUAGGGAAAAAAGUUAGYUUUCUUGUUGAUUCAUCAUACAUCAAAGGUCCACAAGGGCUCAACGUCGUGYAACAUGGGAGGUUGGACAUGGUUUAGAUAAAGUCUCCUUUCUCCUGACAACAGGUUUUGGCAAUAUUUUAAUGUGACAGCACCUUUUUACAUUUAUAAUUUAUUAUAGUUAAAUUUUACUUAGAAAUUAAAUUMGCAUCCCAAAUGGCUAUAAAUAAGGUUGUACGAACAAGGUAAAAAAUGCACAUAAUAUAUUAAUUAUUAAUUAAUACAUCUCAACUUUACAUUGUAAAUAGUCAAGUGACAAAUUUUAAAAAACUGUCAAAGUGUUUUUGUUCAAUAAAUAUGUUUAUAAACUGACCAUGUAUGUGUUUAAUUAUCUUUAUACAACUUUUCAGU
Messenger RNA from Exaiptasia diaphana, 1928 nucleotides. Its product is annotated as solute carrier family 22 member 18. Bases 105 to 1448 code for a protein of 447 amino acids. NCBI's taxonomy places the organism in Eukaryota, Metazoa, Cnidaria, Anthozoa, Actiniaria, Aiptasiidae. The transcript is spliced from 7 exons. Gene Ontology annotation, molecular function: transmembrane transporter activity. The record is from RefSeq and is a predicted model, not a curated record. Gene Ontology annotation, biological process: transmembrane transport.